UGCUAAUUUAUAUUUUUAUAUUAUAAUUUUUUUCUAAAGUCCUCUACGAUUUGCAAGGCUCCUUGCAUUAAUUCAUUUACACCGUUUUGCCGGCGUUUGCAGCAGCAUCGCCCGAGUAAGUAUUAUUGCCUGCCAAACGUAGCAGACGCAGACGCAGACGCAGAAGCAGAAGUAAACAGCAUACCGCCAAGCUAUUGUCGCAAGCUGUAAACACAUUCAUGGCUCGUCGCAGCAAAGGCUCCAGCGCUCGCAGGAGAGCGGCGCGCAUCGCACGCAGCAACGCACCAGACUCAAACACACCAAAAGAAAAUUUGACAAUAGAAGCAUUGACAACAGAAACAAUAGCUGCCGACAAACACAGUCGCGCUGGCGCUGGCGCUCAGCAUAACCCAGCAGACAGUGCCCGAGCCUCACAGGAGAUAAUUCCUGGGGUGCCCGAGGAUGCGACUGGUGACAGUGCCAGGCAUGCCAACCACCCUGAGAGGGUGACAUUUUUCACAUCUCCGUUCAAGGUAUCGUACUACUCGACGCUGUAUCUCAAGCAGAAGCUGCGCAGCACGGCCAGGUACAUUGCGCAGUACCCACUGGCGCUGGCGUACUCGGUUGCGCUGGGAAUUGUGUACACGCUGCUGCACUUUGUCAGCGGUCCGCAUAUCGAUGUAUUCCGCCGCGUCGACGCAUGGGUCGGCUGGUACUCAUACUGGGUGCUGUUGGGCGUGCUUUCAUCCAUCGGCCUGGGCGCCGGUCUACACACCUUUGUCCUCUUUCUGGGCCCACACAUUGCCCGCGUCACGCUUACCGCAUACGAGUGCACGCACACCUCGUUCGCCGUGCGUGGCCCCAACGCGUUUUUGUGCAGCACAGCGUUCGGCGCCACGCAGGCAACGUUUGCCGGCAUCAUGCGCAAGGUUAUCCUCGAGAGUCUGUGCUGGGGAGCCGGCACUGCCAUAGGCGAGCUGCCACCCUACUUUAUUGCCCGCGCCGCCUCCGCCACUGGUCAGGGCGACGUCGAGUAUCAGCGCCUCAGGCGCAAGGCUGCCGCAGGCGGGUCGCUCUCUGUCAAAGAUCGCGCGCUGCUCAGCAUCUACCACCUGCUGCAGCGCUUUGGAUUUGCCGGAAUCCUUGUCUUUGCCGCAAUUCCUAAUCCGCUCUUUGAUCUGGCCGGCAUUACCUGUGGCCACUUCAAGGUCCCCUUCUGGACAUUCUUCGGUGCCACCUUCAUCGGCAAGUCCAUCAUCAAGUCCUCAAUGCAGACCGCCGUUGUCAUUACCGCGUUCAGCAAGGAGAUGAUCGCCGUGGUGCUGUCGUUCCUCGCGCAUGUCAGCCCCUGGGUCCACGACCUGGCUGAGCACGUGCUGCGCAAGCAGGCUGCCGCAUUUGGGCAGGGCUCGGCGCGCAGCGGCAGCGGCUCUACCACUGGCGGUGGCGCCGGGCAGCUGCCGAGCACCGAUGACGCCCACCUGGAGAGCUCAUCGUUUUCACUGCUGGGAUCCAUGUGGAAUGCCUGCAUCUCCAUUAUGCUGAUAUACUUUGUCAUUAGCACCCUAGAAACAUUUGCCCAGUCGUACGUGACUGACGUCAAGUCGUGGGGCCAGCACCAGCUUGCUCGUGUCGGCAGCCGCCCGAGAAUGGACACUGUCACUGCCACCACUGACGAUGGCGCCGAUGCACUCGGCAGCGACGACAGUGACUGCAGUAACUGCAGCAGCAACAGCGGCAAUGCUUUGCGUUAAUUUGCACUCCGAUAAUCUGCCUGCCCAGCAGCGGCGACAGCAGCCAAAAGAAAAGCCCAUCAUAGGAACCCACGCGUGCAAGAAUAUACAUUUUCAAACUCAUGCAUACCUACUUUUGCGCUCUUGCUUUUUUUGGUGUUUUCCCAAUUUACAAAAUUUUCUGCACUAUUU
Messenger RNA from Kickxella alabastrina, 1904 nucleotides. RefSeq lists its product as uncharacterized. The record is from RefSeq and is a predicted model, not a curated record. NCBI's taxonomy places the organism in Eukaryota, Fungi, Kickxellomycota, Kickxellomycetes, Kickxellales, Kickxellaceae. Bases 219 to 1733 code for a protein of 504 amino acids. The transcript has a single exon.